UUGAACUCCGUACUUCCGAGUUCAAAGUCGCUCCAAAUAGAUCACACACAACUCCACUUCUGGAUUAAAGAGGCCUGCCCCAUCUCUUUUACUCCAUCCGAGUACCACUCCACAUAGAUCUAUACGAGUGGAGAAACAGUGGGUGAGGGAGUGGAAGAGUGAGAGAAGGGAAGGAAGGAGAGAUGACGGGGGUGGUGGUGGUCUCAAGUGGGUGCAGAGGGGAAGGAGGUGGAGGGAAGAGAGCAAAAGGGGAAGAGGAGAGGCAGAACCAGAUCUCUCUCUUGGCGUUGCUCCUUGCUGCCAUCAGGAGGUCGAUGGUCGCCUGCCGAAUGGAGCGGCAGACCGAGGAUGUCAUACCGGCCCUCGAGCAGAUGGAGAUAGGUUGGCCGACCGAUGUCCGCCAUGUAGCCCAUGUCACCUUUGAUCGGUUCAACGGCUUCUUAGGCCUUCCGGUCGAGUUCGAGGUCGAGAUACCCUGCCGAGUGCCCAGUGCAAGUGCCAGUGUCUUUGGUGUCUCAUCUGAAUCAAUGCAGUGUUCUUAUGAUUCGAGGGGCAACAGUGUGCCCACAAUCCUGUUGCUUAUGCAGGAAAGGCUAUAUCAACAAGGAGGUCUCAAGGCAGAAGGGAUUUUUCGUAUAAACCCAGAGAAUGGCCAAGAGGAACAUGUAAGAGAGCAGCUGAACAAGGGCAUUGUGCCAGAUGAUAUUGAUGUUCACUGUUUGGCAGGACUGAUAAAGGCCUGGUUCAGAGAACUUCCAGAGGGUGUUUUGGAUGGCCUUUCCCCAGAGCAAGUUCUUCAGUGCAACACAGAGGAGGAAUGCGAGGAGCUCGUGAAGCUGCUUCUUCCAACACAGGCUGCACUUCUUACUUGGGCAGUUGAUCUCAUGGCCGAUGUUGUCGAAGAAGAGGAGUCAAAUAAAAUGAAUGCACGAAACAUUGCUAUGGUCUUUGCUCCAAACAUGACUCAGAUGUCAGACCCGCUGACAGCUCUAAUGCAUGCUGUUCAAGUAAUGAACUUUCUCAAGACUCUAAUUCUGAAAACACUAAGGGAACGUGAAGAGGCAGCCACUGAAGGAGGAUAUUCACCAUUCUCAUCUUCGCGUUCACUGGAUCAACAAGAUGAUGAUGAUGAUGAUGAUCUCGAUAGCCAACCAGAUAUGGAAAUGAGCGGUGAGUUGAAGGAACUCACUUCAGAUGAUGACCAUGACAGAUGCAGUCAACAUGAAGUGGAAGCAAGUGGUGAAUCAGGGAGACACAUCUCAGUUGAUUGCCAUGUACUUCAUAGUAGUAGCAUUAGCGAAGAUGAUGAGGACUCUCUGACGGACAUUGAAGAAAGCUUCCUGAGGCAACUAGAAUGGAAGGAAGAAAAUGGAUUUCUUGCAGAAGAUAGCACCAGUCUGGGCUUGUCAUCUGGUGGCCAAGCAAAACAACUGAGCUGCUCUGACUACAACACUGGAUCCUGCCUCUCUGUAUCUGAAAGCAAACAAGAGAGCUUAAGUACAAGUUGUGAAGCAGAAUCAGAAACCAGUGCUCUCAGAGAUGUGGUUGCUGAGGCAACGAAUCUAUCGAAGCAGACAGAUGGCAAAGAAUUGGCCGCUGAGGCGAAAAAUGUAGCAAAACAGAUAGGUGGCAAACAAGUGGAAAUGGUUGGGUGCAAGUGGACACCAUAAAAGGGCUCUCUGACUUGAUAGUGUGGUAUUUGUGUGUGCCAUUGUUUUGUGUGGCUUUGACUUGGUGAGCGUUGUCAACUGGGGGUUGAGAGUGGUUUGUUAGGAGACUGUGAAUAGAUUCAGCUUGCAAGCUGAACUUCUUUGUUAGUUGAUUAGUAGUUUCCAAGUAUGCAUGCGCAACUUAUCCUUA
Elaeis guineensis (African oil palm) is the source of this 1860-nucleotide messenger RNA. Its product is annotated as rho GTPase-activating protein 2. Gene Ontology annotation, biological process: signal transduction. NCBI's taxonomy places the organism in Eukaryota, Viridiplantae, Streptophyta, Magnoliopsida, Arecales, Arecaceae. Gene Ontology annotation, molecular function: GTPase activator activity. The record is from RefSeq and is a predicted model, not a curated record.